Neltuma alba is the source of this 1253-nucleotide messenger RNA. Its product is annotated as GATA transcription factor 28. NCBI's taxonomy places the organism in Eukaryota, Viridiplantae, Streptophyta, Magnoliopsida, Fabales, Fabaceae. Bases 18 to 881 code for a protein of 287 amino acids. Gene Ontology annotation, biological process: regulation of DNA-templated transcription. The transcript has 7 exons. Gene Ontology annotation, molecular function: sequence-specific DNA binding; zinc ion binding; protein binding. The record is from RefSeq and is a predicted model, not a curated record.
CCGGGCCUUUCUAUACUAUGGAUGGUAUUCAUGGGAGUGAUUCUCGUAUGCACAUGAGUGAUGCACAACAUUCGAUGCAUGUGCCCUAUGUGCCAGAAAACGAACAACAUGGAUUGGACCAUAUGAGUGAUGGAAAUAGGAUGGAGGACAAUAACAACUGUGGUGAUGCUAAUGUCAGCAGACAUGAGAGUGUAGAAGGAGAAGUUUCCAACCCUGGAAAUGUCACUGACGAUCAUGGUGCGAUAAUUGAACAAGCUAGUGGUGACCAGCUCACAUUGUCUUUUCAAGGCCAGGUUUAUGUAUUUGACUCUGUGUCGCCGGAAAAGGUUCAAGCUGUGCUGCUACUAUUGGGAGGCCGUGAAGUACCUUCCAUGUCUGCAAAUCCAAUGAAUGUUCACCAUAAUAACCGGGAUAUGUCUGGGACUCCAAUGAAACUCAGUGUCCCUCAAAGAUUAGCCUCAUUGAUUAGAUUUCGGGAAAAGCGGAAAGAACGAAAUUUUGAAAAGAAAAUACGUUAUACUGUUCGUAAAGAAGUGGCAUUAAGGAUGCAGAGAAAUAAAGGUCAAUUUACGUCUUCCAAGUCGAACCCUGAUGAGUCUGCGCCAGCUGCAACAAAUCUGGGGACAAAUGAAAACUGGACAUCAGAUAAUAUUGGAUCCCAACAGCAGGAUGUUGUCUGUAGGCAUUGUGGCAUCAGUGAGAAAUGCACACCAAUGAUGCGACGUGGACCUGAAGGGCCAAGAACUCUCUGCAAUGCAUGUGGACUUAUGUGGGCAAAUAAGGGAACUCUGAGGGACCUGACAAAAACUCCCUUGCCUGGACACAAUUCUUCAUUAAAUAGGAAUGAGAAUAAAAGUUUAGGCCAGGCAGGUAGUUCUUAGUUUGGCAAGCGACACUGAUGAUUCAUGAUGUUAGACCUUUACAUAUGGAUCCCAGUACAGACUGAUUCCAUGUAAAAGGAGUGACAGGGAGUGCUUGCCUUAAGGUGUAAAUUGUAAGAGUUGGUUUUACCGCAGUUUAGCGAAAAUCCUGACAUGGGCAUUUUGUAUUUUACCCUUUAUAUAUUUUAGCAGAGGUCCUUUAUUCUUGUUCUGUGACAGACAGCUAAGUGUCUACCCCGGAGAUUUUGAUUAACUUUGGGCUGAUAAUGCUCUCCCUGGUGUUGUAAUUGUUUAAAUGGAACAACUUAAGAGUGUAAGGGGAUUGUUAUUGAUAAUUCCUUUUGUAUUGGGUUCUUUAUGAGCACUUUAAAG